AGCAGCAGCAGCAGCAGCAGCAGGAGCCACUCUCUGGCUCUUCUUCGUGACGUCACACACGUAAUGAGGCCCCGACCAGUUUUAUCGAAUGGUGUUGAAUGGGUGGCAGUACGCUCGCACAAGCCCUAAUUUCGCCCCGAUCCCCCUAUGCACUACUGGGACCUACUGCUGCUGGUGAGGUGAGGCAGGGCUUUUAGCGAGCGCCUGUGAGAGAUCUUGAGGCAUCCACAACAGGAGGAAAUGUUUACUGGCAACAUCAAAGUGAAAAUAUGCGAAGCUUCCGACCUCCGCCUUACCGACUGCAUGACUCGGUACGCUCAGGACAAGACCCUGGACCCUUAUGUCACCCUCGAGGUGGACGAGGUCCCCUGGACCAAGACGCAGCCCAAGCAGAAGACGUUCACGCCCGUCUGGAACGAGUGGUUCGAACACGAAGUGGCGGGCGCCGUCCACUUGGGCCUGAAAAUCUUCCACUUUUCGGCCGUUGGCCAUGAUGACUUCGUCGCGGACGCCACGGUGCCCUUUGAGGAGAUCUGUGCCGAUAACCAGACACAUGCCGAUCUCUGGGUGGACUUAGAACCUCAGGGGAAACUACACGUUGUAAUUGAAUUAAAAUGGGCUCAACUGGAAGAUGGAGGGGUCCGGCCGCGAGAAUUCCAAGAGCGGCAAGGCUUCAAUCGGCGACGAUUUGCCAUGAGAAGACGCGUUCAUCAGGUCAAUGGUCACAAAUUCAUGGCAACAUUCCUAAGGCAACCAACAUUUUGUUCUCAUUGCCGAGAGUUUAUUUGGGGUCUGGGAAAACAGGGAUACCAAUGUCAAGUUUGCACUUGCGUAGUCCACAAGAGAUGUCAUCAGUCUGUUGUCACAAGAUGUCCAGGAUGUAAAGGUGGUGCUGCUGCUGAUCGUGAAGCAGUCUCAGAAGAACCAUUGGUCAAGGGAACUGGCCAACAGCGUUUUAAUGUAAAUGUUCCACACCGGUUUUCUGUUCAUUCUUACAAGUUAUUUACAUUCUGUGACCACUGUGGAUCGCUGCUUUAUGGCCUUAUACGUCAGGGUCUUCAGUGUGAAGCAUGCAACAUGAAUGUGCACAAGAGAUGCAAAAGAAAUGUAGCCAAUAACUGUGGUAUAGAUGUUAAGCAAUUAUCACAAAUUCUUCACGCCAUGGGAAUACGUCCUCAGGACGAAGCCGCCGCAAAACGUCCUAAGAAGAAGUCGGUCUCUGAACAGUCAAAGGUAACAACAUCAAUUCAGAGUGUAAAUGUUAGCGGUUCAAUUAGCGAAGUAGAUGAGGAGGAGAUCAGACUUAGAGCUGAAGCCCAAAGAAUUAUGGAUAGCAAGAUGAAAGAGAGAUGCGCAGGAGAGGAAGGACUGGAAUUCAAGACCAAACCAUAUGACAUUCAAGAUCCAGUGUUUGGCGGGAAGAAAAUAGGACUCGAUGACUUCACAUUUAUUAAAGUCCUUGGGAAGGGAAGCUUCGGUAAAGUUAUGUUGGCCGAGUUGAAGGGAACCGAUGAAGUUUAUGCUGUUAAGGUGCUGAAAAAAGAUGUUAUACUUCAAGAUGAUGAUGUUGAAUGCACAAUGACAGAGCGACGUAUUUUGACACUGGCGGCUCAUCAUCCCUUCCUCACUGCCCUUCAUUCUUGUUUCCAGACCCAGGAUCGAUUAUUCUUUGUAAUGGAAUAUGUUAAUGGAGGUGACCUCAUGUUCCAAAUUCAAAAGGCUCGCAAGUUUACAGAACCACGAGCAAGAUUUUAUGCGGCUGAAGUCACCUUGGCCCUACAGUUCCUCCAUAGAAAUGGUGUUAUUUAUAGAGACUUGAAGUUAGACAAUAUUCUUUUAGAUAGUGAAGGUCACUGCAAGAUUGCUGACUUUGGAAUGUGCAAGGAAGGCAUAACAGACAAUGCAACAACAACAACAUUUUGCGGAACACCAGACUAUAUAGCACCUGAGAUCCUCAAAGAGUUAGAUUACGGAGCAAGCGUAGAUUGGUGGGCAUUGGGGGUGCUCAUGUAUGAAAUGAUGGCUGGACAGCCACCCUUUGAAGCAGAUAAUGAAGAUGAUCUCUUUGAAUCCAUCCUGCACGAAGAAGUUUUGUAUCCUGUCUGGUUAUCAAAGGAAGCAGUUUCUAUAUUAAAAGGGUUUAUGACAAAAGAUGCAUCAAAACGUUUAGGAUGUGUAAUGGAGAGAGGCGGAGAAUUAGCCAUUCGUAAUCAUAAGUUCUUCAGAGAAAUCGAUUGGGAUGCCCUCGAGCAGCGAAAAGUUAAACCACCAUUUACACCCAAGAUUAAGGGACGCAAAGAUGCUGUCAAUUUUGAUGCUGAGUUUACAAAAGAAGAGCCCGUUCUAACAUUUAUUAAUGCUGAGGUUGUCCGUGCUAUAAACCAGGAAGAAUUUAGAGGCUUUUCAUGUGUGAACAGAGAUUAUAAAGCCUCAGUUGCUGCUCCAGUUCAAGCCUAAAUCAAUGCAGGACAGUACAAAGUUAUAUUGUGUCCCAAAACAUACAUAACAAAUUCCCUGGACUUGGGAGAAUCCAUUUGAAAUACGAUGGAGAUUAAUAAUCAAGCAGGUGAUCAAAUUAGGAAUUAUUUUUGAAGUUAUUUACACUGUAACAUUUAACGAAGUGCAAGAAAUAAGAAAAUUGGAUUCGGUUUCUUCUAAUUGGAUCAAAGGAUUCUGAAAAGGUAUUACUGUAUUACAGAUCUAGAACCUCUUGGUUGCAGUGUUUCAGAAAUUAUAUAACCUAUAUAUAUA
Messenger RNA from Macrobrachium nipponense, 2751 nucleotides. RefSeq names its product protein kinase C-like 1B (gene Pkc98E). Bases 241 to 2457 code for a protein of 738 amino acids. NCBI's taxonomy places the organism in Eukaryota, Metazoa, Arthropoda, Malacostraca, Decapoda, Palaemonidae. Gene Ontology annotation, cellular component: nucleus; cytoplasm. The record is from RefSeq and is a predicted model, not a curated record. Gene Ontology annotation, biological process: protein phosphorylation. The transcript is spliced from 14 exons. Gene Ontology annotation, molecular function: diacylglycerol-dependent serine/threonine kinase activity; ATP binding.